CUACUUUGCCUGUUGAUCUGUGGGUCAGUCUACUUAGUGGAUGUGUGCUUCUGCUCCCAGAACUCUGUUCCUCUCUGGAGUUGGAGUAAGAACAGCGAGAUGACUCCAGCCCGUCCUCACUCCUUGUGUCUUCUUAUACUUUAUUUGACGGUGGGAAAUGGCCAAGACGGGAAAUUUAGUGGACCCCUGAAGCCCAUGACAUUUCCCAUUUACGAAGGCCAAGAACAAAGUCAAGUCAUAUUCCAGAUUUCAGCUCUGGAUGCCCAGGGAGUGACGGUGGAGGGUCCUGUCCCCAUCAUCAUAGAAGUGAAAGAUAUCAACGACAAUCGCCCCAUGUUUUCCCAGGCAAAGUACGAAGGCUCAGUGAGGCAGAACUCUCGUCCAGGAAAGCCUUUCAUGUCUGUCAAUGCUACAGACCUGGAUGAUCCAGCCACUCCUAACGGCCAGCUUUUUUAUCAAAUCGUCAUCCAGCUCCCCAAGGUCGACGAUGUUAUGUACUUUCAGAUCAACAACAAAACAGGAGAAAUAUCACUUACCCUACAAGGGGCAAGGGAACUGGAUCCUGUGAAGAAUCCUUCAUAUAGUCUGGUGGUCUCAGUAAAGGACAUGGGAGGCCAGAGUGAGAACUCCUUCAGUGACACUACAUCUGUGGAUAUUACAGUGAAGGAGAAUAUUUGGAAAGCCCCAGACCCUGUGGAGAUUAUGGAAAACUCAACUGAUCCUCACCCCGUGAAAAUCACUCAGGUGCAGUGGAAUGAGCCCGGCGCACACUAUGCCUUGGUGGAAAAGGAGAAGCUUCCAAGGUUCCCCUUUUCAAUUGACCAGAAGGGAGAUAUUUAUGUGACUCAGCCCUUGGACCGAGAACAAAAGGAUUCGUAUGUUUUUUAUGCAGUUGCAAAGGAUGAGUAUGGAAACCCACUUUCGUACCCCCUGCAAAUCCAUGUGAAAGUCCAAGAUGUUAAUGACAACCCACCGUCGUGUCCCUCUGCAGUGACUGUAUUUGAGGUCCAGGAGAACGAAGUACUGGGGAGCAGUAUUGGUGUCUUUAUCGCCCAUGAUCUGGAUGAAAUAAACACCAUCAACAGUAUCUUAAAGUACAAAAUUGUGGAGCAAACCCCCAAACUUCCCAUGGAUGGACUCUUUCUGGUUGAAGAAUACGAGGGAAAGGUCCAGUUAGCUAGACAGUCCUUGAAGAAGCAAGAUGCUCCUCAGUACAACUUAACAAUGGAGGUGUCUGACAAAGAUUUCAAGACACUUUGUGCUAUAGAGAUCAACGUUAUUGAUAUCAACGAUCAGAUUCCCAUCUUUGAAAAAUCAGAUUAUGGAAACCUGUCUCUUCCUGAAGACACAGCUGUUGGGUCCCAAAUCUUAACCAUCCUAGCCACAGAUGCUGAUGAGCCAUUUACUGGGAGUUCUAAAAUCCUGUACCGGAUUACACAGGGGGACAAGGAGGGAAGACUGGGGAUUGAUACAGAUCUCCGCACUAAUGCAGGAUAUGUCACAAUUAAAAAGCCUCUUGAUUUUGAAACAGCAGCUAUUUCCAAAAUUGUGGUCCACGCAGAAAACCCUGAGCCUCUGGUAUCCGGUGUCACAUACAACGCGAGUUCUUUUGCCACCUUCACUCUUUUUGUGAGGGAUGUGAAUGAAGCGCCUGCGUUUACCCAACACAUCUUCCAGGCGGAAGUCAGUGAGGAUGUGGCUGUGGGCACCAAAGUGGGCAACGUGACUGCCUGGGACCCCGAAGGUCUGGAGAUAAGAUAUUCCCUGAGAGGCGACACAAGAGGUUGGCUUAGAAUUGACCGCAUCACCGGUGAAAUCUUUAGUGCAGCUCCAUUGGACAGGGAAACUGAGAGUGUGUACCGGGUACAAGUGGUGGCCACUGAAGUAGGUGGCUCCUCCCUGAGCUCUAUCGCGUUCUUCCACCUGAUCCUCAAGGAUGUGAAUGACAAUCCCCCGCGGCUGGCCAGGGACUACACAGGCUUGUUCUUCUGCUACCCCCUCACGGCCCCGGGAAGUCUGGUGUUUGAGGCCACGGAUGACGACCAGCGGACAUUGCGGGGUUUCCACUUCACAUUCGCCCUCGGCAGUCAAAGUUUACAGAACGACUGGGAAGUUUCCAAAAUCAAUGGCACAUUUGCUAGGCUUUCCACCAAGCACACAGGCUUCGAGGAGAGAGCUUAUGAAAUCCCAAUCCACAUCAGUGAUGGGGGUCGGCCACCCUUGGAAGGAACAGUCAACUUACCAGUUACCUUUUGCACCUGUGUGGAAGGAAGCUGCUUCCGGCCGGCAGGGAGACAGGAUGGAAUACCCACUGUGGGUAUGGCGGUCGGUAUCCUCCUGACUACUUUUCUCGUCAUUGGUAUAAUUUUAGCGGUUGUGUUUAUUCGCAUCAAGAAUAAGAAAGACAAAGAAAAUGUUGAAAAUGCUCAGGCCUCUGAAGUUAAACCCCUGAGAAGCUGAAUUUGAAAAGGAAUGUUUGAGUUUAUACUGCAUUAAGUGCUAUUUCAAUGACACAACUGUUUAAUCUCAUAAUUUUAGUUUUCAUCCAACAUGUACGCUAUAAUUUUUUACAGAUAUUCCCUCUUGCCCUUUAAUAUUUUACUCUUAGAUGUUUCAUGUGCUAUAGACAUUAGAAAUACUUUCCAUUUUCCCAUGACAUUUUCCCCCUCUGUAAAGCCUCAGCUAGUUAACUCAAACUAAAAUUGUAUGUGUUCUCCCCCCUUAGGGAAAAGACAAGCUAAUUAAAUAUUCCACACAUUUUUUUUUUGCUUCACCAAGGAGAGUUAUCAGUUAUCCAUUAUAGAACUUUCUGGAUUCCAUGAAUACUUUCUCUUAUUCCAUCCUUUGUCCACAUCUCUUUUUACUGAACUAUGAAAGAACAAAGCGAGGUCUUAGGAAGACAUGAAAGAGCAGCUUUGACCCUUAGUGUGAACAGAAACUCUUCUGUGUUAUUCACUGUCCUUAACCCAAAGUGGCCUAGAGCCCUAGAAGACACCCAGCACAGUGGCUCUGUUGCCAUAGAGGUCUACUUCAUACACCUGGGUGCGGGAGCAACCAGCUGGGUUUACUCAUUCCCUACCAUGCUUACAUGCUGCGCAUGUUUUCUUUAUUUGUAUGUUAAUAAAGUUUUGGUUAUUAUAUAUUUAACAUGUGAAAGAAAAUAAGGAUGAAAGUGGCACCAAAAAUCAAG
Messenger RNA from Octodon degus (degu), 3190 nucleotides. RefSeq names its product cadherin 17 (gene Cdh17). The record is from RefSeq and is a predicted model, not a curated record. Gene Ontology annotation, molecular function: cadherin binding; calcium ion binding. Gene Ontology annotation, cellular component: catenin complex; plasma membrane; adherens junction. The transcript is spliced from 17 exons. Gene Ontology annotation, biological process: cell-cell junction assembly; calcium-dependent cell-cell adhesion; multicellular organism development. NCBI's taxonomy places the organism in Eukaryota, Metazoa, Chordata, Mammalia, Rodentia, Octodontidae. The coding region runs from base 100 to 2460 and encodes 786 amino acids.